CUGUACUCUUCCUGAAUGCGUCUGUUUGAAGACAAUUUGAUUAAUUACUGCGUUUGCAUAAGAGUAGCACAUGUUGUUAUGAGGCAAGCUAUGUGCCGGCUUUAACUUCUUUUGGUCUACCAAUUUUUGCGUAGUUGGAUAUUAAUUUUGUUAGACAGGUACAAUGUUGCAGAAGAGAUUUUGUGUCACUGUCUUGCUCCUUCUAUUGGUGGUCAGAUGUGUAACACAGGAUGCAACUCAGAAUAAAGACUGUGUUUGUGGACACCCUGGAAUACCAGGGGACCCUGGACAUAAUGGCACACCUGGCAGAGACGGCCGUGAUGGACUCAGAGGUGACAAAGGUGAUCCAGGUCAAGUUGGCCCUAUUGGAGCAGCAGGCUUUAAUGGCCAAAAGGGGGACAAAGGGGAAUCUGGUGCAGUUGGCCCAGUGGGACUCAAAGGAAAAAGGGGAGAAAAUGGAGAACGGGGACCUCCAGGGAAAAUGGGGCCCCAAGGAGUCCAAGGACCCACUGGCCUGAAAGGAAAUACGGGAGAUUUUGGGCCACCUGGACCCCAAGGACCUAAAGGUGAUGUUGGACCUCUUGGACCAGAGGGUCCCAAGGGGGAAAUUGGCCUUAGAGGUGACAGAGGUAUUCAGGGACCACUGGGGCCCCCUGGCAGGCCAGGCCUUAAGGGGGAAAUUGGUGUUCCAGGUCACAAAGGCAACAUUGGUUAUCGUGGGGAAAGAGGGACUCGAGGAGAGAAAGGUGAUAAGGGUGAGAAGGGAGAUGCCGUUGUUAUCUCAAAGAGUGCCUUCUCUGUGGGCCUCACAGCACAGAGUAAACUCCCAGCACCUAAUGCACCCAUCCGCUUUGACAAGAUCAUUUACAAUUCACAGAAUCACUAUGAUCCACAAACAGGGAGAUUCACGUGCUCCGCAGCUGGAGCGUAUUUCUUCACCUACCACAUCACUGUGUUCUCCAGAAACGUGAAGGUUGCUCUGGUGAAGAAUGGUGCAAGGAUCAUUCACACUACGGAUAACUACCAGAGCAGCGAGGAUCAGGCAGCAGGGGGCACUGUGCUGCACCUGGACGUGGGGGACAAGGUGUGGCUGCAGGUGACUGGAGGAGAGCUAUACAAUGGGCUCUUUGCUGAUGAAGAUGAUGACACUACAUUCUCUGGCUUCUUGAUCUUUGGGGCUUAAAUGAGCCAGAAUUUCUUCGUGAUUGCCGGUGAACGUUUUUAAAAAAUAUCAAUCAGUCAUAAGAUAUCAGCCUGCCUCUAAACUGUAGUUCUUUAGCUGACUCUGUAAUGACUUGUGCAAUGUAACUAAGUACAUUCACUUAACGACUGUACUUAAGCUCAAAUUUGAGGUACUUUACUUGAGCAUUUCCUUUUUAUGCUACUUUAAUGCUUCUUCUCACAUCAUACUUUUUACUCCACUGCAUUAUUUGAAUUCUGUGACUUUGCUGAUGAAGAUUUUACAUACAAAACCCAUGGCAGGCUUACCAAAUACAAAUUUUUGUUACAGAUCAACUACCCAGGAAUAUAAAAUAAUUAACAUAUAUCUUAUAAAUGUGUGAAUCAAUGAUGAUAACACAAUAAAUUGAUCGACAUUAAUGCAAACCUUGGGCAAACUAGGGCAAUGUCCAUGCAUUGUGGGUACUUUUCUUUUUUGAUAAUAUGUACAGUUGCUGAUAAUACUAACAUACUUUUAUUUAGGCCAGAUUUGUGGGACUUUUACGCUACUGUGUUAAACUUGUGCAUCAGUGAUAAUAACCCAAUAAUGUGAUAUAUAGACACUAAUACAACACUCAGAGGAACAAUUUCUCUGCAUAAUAAGUAUUUUUCUUUAAUGAUAAUAAGUAUAUUUUACUGAUAAUACUAAACAUACUUUUACUGAAGCCAAAUUUGCAGGACUUUUAUACUGUUUUAUUAAACGUGUGCAUCAGUAAUUAUAACCCAGUGACAUAAUAUAGGCACUAAUACAACUCUCAGUGGAGCCAUUUCUAUGCAUUAUAAGUGUUUU
Plectropomus leopardus (leopard coralgrouper) is the source of this 2008-nucleotide messenger RNA. RefSeq names its product C1q and TNF related 9 (gene c1qtnf9). Gene Ontology annotation, molecular function: protein binding. Lineage: Eukaryota; Metazoa; Chordata; Actinopteri; Perciformes; Serranidae. The record is from RefSeq and is a predicted model, not a curated record.